This is a messenger RNA of Harpegnathos saltator (Jerdon's jumping ant), 982 nucleotides long. It is a transcript of the gene RpS2, whose product is annotated as ribosomal protein S2. Lineage: Eukaryota; Metazoa; Arthropoda; Insecta; Hymenoptera; Formicidae. The record is from RefSeq and is a predicted model, not a curated record. Gene Ontology annotation, molecular function: structural constituent of ribosome; RNA binding. The transcript is spliced from 3 exons. The coding region runs from base 104 to 940 and encodes 278 amino acids. Gene Ontology annotation, cellular component: ribosome; cytosolic small ribosomal subunit. Gene Ontology annotation, biological process: translation.
CCUUGUCACUCAAGAGGGGAUACGCUCUAUAUCGCUCUAUAUCCUCUGAAAUGUAGUAUCUCGGCCUUUCUUCCUUUGUCGUAUUCGCACGAAAGAAGAGGCAAUGGCGGACGCUGCUCCAGCCGCUCGUGGAGGUUUUCGUGGAGGUUUUGGCUCUCGUGGAGCAGGUGACCGUGGAGGCUUAAGAGGUAGAGGACGUGGUGGUAGAGGCAGGGGACGAGGCCGUGGUCGCGGCAAAGAAGACAGCAAGGAAUGGGUGCCUGUUACCAAGCUUGGUCGCUUGGUCAAGGAAGGCAAAAUUCAAUCCUUGGAACACAUUUAUCUAUAUUCCUUACCCAUCAAGGAAUAUGAGAUCAUUGAUAAGUUCCUUGGAGCAGAUCUCAAAGAUGAGGUCUUGAAAAUAAUGCCUGUCCAAAAACAAACUAGAGCUGGACAGCGUACCCGUUUCAAGGCUUUCGUUGCCAUCGGAGACAGCAACGGCCACAUUGGUUUAGGAGUAAAGUGCUCCAAAGAAGUAGCUACUGCUAUUCGCGGUGCUAUCAUUCUGGCCAAGCUGUCAGUAGUGCCAGUACGACGCGGUUACUGGGGUAACAAAAUUGGUAAACCCCACACGGUACCCUGCAAAGUCACUGGUAAAUGUGGCUCUGUACAAGUGCGUUUGAUCCCAGCACCUAGAGGCACUGGUAUUGUUUCUGCGCCAGUCCCCAAGAAGCUGCUGCAAAUGGCUGGCAUUGAAGACUGUUAUACCUCUGCCCGAGGCUCUACCUGCACGCUUGGCAAUUUCGCCAAAGCUACAUACGCCGCGAUCGCCAAGACGUAUGCCUAUCUGACACCAGAUUUAUGGAAAGAACAAGCUCUAUCUAAAGCGCCAUACCAAGAAUUCGCGGACUUUUUGUCUAAGAAUCACAAAGGAAGCACGAGAACAGCCGAUGUUGCUUAAAUAAACAUCUAGCUUCCAUGAGAGCUCAGAAUUAUAAAAAUA